AGCCCAGAUUGGCAAUGCAUGCUGGGAGCUGUACUGCCUGGAGCAUGGUAUCCAGCCGGACGGUCAGAUGCCCAGCGACAAGACCAUCGGAGGGGGGGACGACUCCUUCAACACCUUCUUCAGUGAGACCGGAGCCGGCAAACAUGUUCCCAGAGCUGUGUUUGUGGACCUGGAGCCGACGGUCAUCGACGAGGUCCGUACAGGAACCUACCGCCAGCUCUUCCAUCCUGAGCAGCUGAUCACCGGAAAGGAAGAUGCAGCCAACAACUACGCUCGUGGUCACUACACCAUCGGCAAGGAGAUCAUCGACCUGGUUCUGGACAGGAUUCGUAAACUGGCGGACCAGUGCACAGGGCUCCAAGGUUUCCUCAUCUUCCACUCCUUUGGAGGAGGAACCGGCUCUGGCUUCACCUCUCUGCUGAUGGAGCGUCUCUCCGUCGACUACGGCAAAAAGUCCAAGCUGGAAUUCGCCAUCUACCCAGCCCCUCAGGUGUCCACAGCCGUGGUGGAGCCCUACAACUCCAUCCUGACCACCCACACCACCCUGGAGCACUCCGACUGCGCCUUCAUGGUGGACAACGAGGCCAUCUACGACAUCUGCCGCAGGAACCUGGACAUUGAGCGUCCCACCUACACCAACCUCAACAGGCUGAUCGGACAGAUCGUCUCCUCCAUCACCGCCUCCCUGCGCUUCGACGGCGCCCUGAACGUGGACCUGACGGAGUUCCAGACCAACCUGGUGCCCUACCCUCGUAUCCACUUCCCUCUGGCCACCUACGCCCCAGUUAUCUCAGCAGAGAAAGCCUAUCACGAGCAGCUCUCCGUAGCAGAGAUCACCAACGCCUGCUUCGAGCCAGCCAAUCAGAUGGUGAAGUGCGACCCUCGUCACGGCAAGUACAUGGCCUGCUGCCUUUUAUUCCGUGGCGACGUGGUGCCCAAAGACGUCAACUCUGCCAUCGCCACCAUCAAGACCAAGCGCACCAUCCAGUUUGUGGACUGGUGUCCCACAGGCUUCAAGGUGGGCAUCAACUACCAGCCUCCCACUGUGGUUCCUGGAGGAGACCUGGCCAAGGUGCAGAGGGCCGUGUGCAUGCUGAGCAACACCACCGCCAUCGCAGAGGCCUGGGCUCGACUCGACCACAAGUUCGACCUGAUGUACGCCAAGAGGGCCUUCGUCCACUGGUACGUCGGAGAGGGAAUGGAGGAGGGAGAGUUCUCAGAGGCCAGAGAGGACAUGGCUGCCCUGGAGAAGGAUUACGAAGAGGUGGGAACUGACACCAUUGGGGACGAAGGAGAAGAAGAAGGGGAGGAAUAUUAAAUUUGAAAUAAACAAACAAAACCAGCAGUGACUGGGUCGUUUUAAAGGUCGUCUUACUGGUUUUUAGACAUAAUAGAGAGGGAUGAAAUCUGAUAAAUUAUCCAUAAUUGAAGGAUCUGUCUCAGUCUAUUUUGGAAAGUUGUAAAAGUGGUCAGACUCUUAGAAGAUCUGAGAUUGUUUGAAGCAUACUGAGGCCUUCAUGUCCAUUAUUUUAUGCAUUUCCUGAACUUUUAAAAGUAAUUUUUCCUUGUGUGAAAAUCCAGACAUUGUGACAUUUAGAUACUGUUACCAUGCAAAUAAAUUCAUGUCUUUACAGGUGCUAAAAUUCCUGUUAAUCUGAAAGUAAAAUGAGUGUCUGAUCAGUGGUAUGGAAUUAAGUCAUAUUCUAUAUUAGACAUAUCGUCAGAUCUGAACCAUCGAUUCAGUAAGAUAUUGUCUUUCAUGUGUCUUUGUCUUGAAACAAUAAACUGAGACAUGUU
Messenger RNA from Seriola dumerili (greater amberjack), 1797 nucleotides. RefSeq names its product tubulin alpha-1A chain-like. The record is from RefSeq and is a predicted model, not a curated record. Gene Ontology annotation, cellular component: cytoplasm; microtubule. Gene Ontology annotation, molecular function: GTP binding; structural constituent of cytoskeleton. The coding region runs from base 68 to 1318 and encodes 416 amino acids. The transcript is spliced from 3 exons. NCBI's taxonomy places the organism in Eukaryota, Metazoa, Chordata, Actinopteri, Carangiformes, Carangidae. Gene Ontology annotation, biological process: microtubule cytoskeleton organization; mitotic cell cycle.